Molecule: messenger RNA, 1067 nt
Organism: Dacryopinax primogenitus
Lineage: Eukaryota; Fungi; Basidiomycota; Dacrymycetes; Dacrymycetales; Dacrymycetaceae
Exons: 8
Coding region: 1-1035 (344 amino acids)
Molecular function (GO): catalytic activity; pyridoxal phosphate binding; molybdenum ion binding
Source: RefSeq, a predicted model, not a curated record
AUGUUGGAUGUGCCAGCGCGUUCUCAGCUCGUUACGUCCACGAGUUGUCAUGGAACAUCUGUUGAAACCGCUCUUUGCACUAGAGCCGGGUUAAAGCAUGACCGGGAAUUCAUGAUUAUCGAUGCAAAGACCCACAAGGCUAUUACUGCCCGAGAUGUUGCCAAGAUGGUGCUCAUACACCCCUCAAUCCAUUAUGAUCCCAAGUCAUACUCUGGAGGGGUACUGCGGGUCUCCUUUCCUGAAGAAUCCAAUUUGGAAGAAUUCGAAGUUCCCUUACAGCCUUCUGCUGAUGAAGUGAAGGAUUGGGUGCUAAUCGACGAUGUAAAACUGUGGAGUUUCACGAUUGAUGCCUACGUAUGCGAGGCUUUACGACCAACAGAAUCAGGGCUAUCGCCUUCCGAGAUCAUUUCAACAUACAUUGGGCGUCCAGCAUUGCUGAUAGUUAAAGGCCCUUCUCCGCGAAACGCCUUACCCACAGUCUCGGCGCCAGACUUAGACGCCACAUUUAUGUUCCAAGACGGCUAUCCUCUGAUGGUACUGUCGACGGAGAGUAUUCAGGAUGUGUCAGAACGAAUUUCGCAAGCCGCAAGAAGUGAGGAUGGCUGGGCGGUAGCGGGUAUCAACCUGGACAAAUGGGGAUGCAAUGGCUUGAGCCAGGGAGAGUGGAAACUGGUAGAGCGAUUCCGGCCAAAUAUCGUUUUCAGCGGUGCAAAGAAAGCCUUUGAUGAGGACGUCUGGGAGGAAAUUGCCAUCCACGAUUCCGAAAGCGAUGCACUCAAGGGACGAAUCCUUUUGGUGUGUCGUUGUACACGAUGCUUGUUGCCGAACGUUGACCCUUCUUCGGGUAUUGCUGAUAAGGCCGUUCCUUUCAAGGUGAUCGCUAAAUAUCGGCGGAUAGAUGCCCGCGACAAGUAUGCGCCAUGUGUUGGAGUAAAUGCUGUUCCCCUGCUGGAUAGUUUUGUCAUCAGCGUUGGGGACAAAGUGACGAUUACCAGAAGGAUAAGCAGGGAAAACGAAACGCUCGUUCCGAAGUAGCAAUGUAGUCAAUGAGACCCACUUGCACCUGG